UUUUAAACUUCGUUGAUAAGGAUUUCUGUAUGCAGACUGUGGUGGGUGGUUGCUCAUCUAGAAGGGUAUAAAUAGCGAUCAUUCUGCUUGAAGAAGGUACAGUUUGUCAACCAAGCAGUAAACCAAUCACAACCAGCAGCGAUGUUCGCCAAAAUCAUUUUCUUCUGCGCCCUAGCCGUCGCAUGUAUUUCCGCCAAGCCAACCUACUUCCAAGCCGUCCCAUCGUUGGCCUAUGCUUCUCCGUAUGCUGUCGCUUACAGUGCACCGUACACGGCAGGUUACACGGCUGCUGCCCCGCUGACCGCUGCAUAUACCGCUGCCUAUCCAGCUGCCUAUUCGGCUGCAUACACUGGCCUGCCAUAUGCUGCCUACAGUUCGGUUGUUCUGUAGAUACAUGUGUUAUGGAGAACCCGGAUGGGGCUCAUCGGGAAAUGAUGUUAGCUUGAACCGUUUUAUCGGAUUGGACACUCGCUUUGGAACCAUUAGAAGUAAUAAAGGCACUGUUUAACUACAAAUCGA
Molecule: messenger RNA, 519 nt
Organism: Aedes albopictus (Asian tiger mosquito)
Lineage: Eukaryota; Metazoa; Arthropoda; Insecta; Diptera; Culicidae
Exons: 2
Coding region: 142-390 (82 amino acids)
Source: RefSeq, a predicted model, not a curated record